Molecule: messenger RNA, 1468 nt
Organism: Thalassophryne amazonica
Lineage: Eukaryota; Metazoa; Chordata; Actinopteri; Batrachoidiformes; Batrachoididae
Exons: 4
Coding region: 76-1248 (390 amino acids)
Source: RefSeq, a predicted model, not a curated record
UCACUCUCAUGGACAUGAUCACUCUUGACUUUUUGUAAAACGAAACAAAGGAAAGGUUUCCACUUGUUCCUGGCAAUGUCAGGUUGCGCUACCGCUCACUUAACAUUGCCUCUGUGGGACGGUGGGUCACGAAAAAUUCGUUUUAUUUACUUGGUAAAUGUUACGUCAUUCAGCCUGACAGAAUGUCCCAACAAGGACCUAGUAGUUCCUCUCUAUUUAGGAGCUGAUCUCUUCUCAAACACUGUCAUCCGCACAGAAAACCACCCGAGAUACCAUGCCAAGUAUGCCAGGAAAGGACUGGCCACAAAAAUACAUUUUUCCUCAGCAUUCAGAUUCCAUGGGCUAAAGGUGCCAAUUGCAAGUAACAGCCUCUGGUUCUACAGCAUUCAAGGACUUUUUCGAGUGGCCUUUGAAAUGUACAAUAAACAAGAGCAGCUUGCUGUACUAGAGAACCUCCAGGAUGUGUGGAAAUCACAGAUAAACGACAGCCCACUGGAAAUGAGCUACAACCUGAGUGAGCAACUCGACAACAUAGUAUCCACAAAAAGUGUUUGUAGUACAUCUCAGAAAUUUAUGUCACCAUCUCAGUCUUGUCAAGACAACAUGGGAUUUGAGGACUUAUGUGGGAGUGAUACAGCAGAUACCUCAGCAGAUCAUGAUUACUGUUCUUUCCCUAAGCAGAGACUGCAACCAGGACACCAAACACUUUUAUCUGCAGUGAGAAAGAAAUUGCAGUGUCUGGAUUUCAGACUUUCCUCUGAGAGCCAAAGAUACAUUGAGAAGCUGGAAACUAUCUGGCUUUUUCUGGAGCCCAUUGACCAGUAUAUGUGUGGAACAUUGGAAGAAAAGCAUGUGACAGAAACUCUGCUAGCACUUCUAAACUCCAAAGACUGGGGUGGUGUGUAUUCAAGCUCCCUGCUUAACUGUUUAGGACGCUGGCUUGGCCAGCAGUUUCACACAGCCAACAGCAGCAUCAGCCAGAGAGUGGAGGACUUUAAAGUCCAGCAUAUUGAGCGCAUUAGUGACUUACCACCUGCAGAGAAACUAGUCACAGAACUAUUCCCAGAAGCUAUGCAAACACUGCUGCUUCACUGGAUGGGCUUAAGUGAGGAGUGCACCCUGGAAAAGAGACACAGCGAAUAUCCAAUACUGCUCCUCAUCCUCGAAUUUGUCAACCACAACCUCAUCACUGGUGUGGCUCAUGUGUUGUACUCUAGUCUUUUAUGCAAAGAUGGGCUUCCCACAUAAAGAUCUGACAUUUUACUACUCCUCCAAUAUUGUAUAAGGCGGCAUUUUCUUUGGAUUUAAUUAUAUUCGUUCAUCCACCCCAACUGGAAACACUUUUUCAUACAAUAAAAAUGUAAUAUGUUUGAAACUUCAUAUUCGUCACAAACUAAUUUGAGAAUAUUUGAAAUAUGACUAAUUCUUGACCAUCUAUACUUAACCCCCCACUUCCCCCAAAAGACAA